AUUUUGUCAGUGUCAGCGCUCGGUGCUCCAUGCUCGGUGCUCGGUGUUUGGUGCAGAAUUGGCAUUCGAUUUGUUUACAAAAUCCACACUAAAAUACUAUAAGCUCUAGCACGUACUACACCGCAACGGUUUCAUUUCAUUUCACCUCCUUUAUUUUCGCGCCAGCUUGAGCGAUUCUCGCGUUGCUAUGGCGCUGUGUCUGGUGUCCAGCGCUCAGUGCCCAUCGCUAGUCGUCUUUUGUCUUGGUUUAAAUUGAAAUUUUUAUCGAUCGGCGAUUUUUUUGUGACUCGUACCUAUGAAAAAACAACCGAGUGACCAGUGUGAGGUAGUGACCACCCUCUAAGCGUAGUCGAGAGCCGCCGUCUACCAAUCUACCAUACAAUAUCCGGUGCUCGUUUGUUUCUUACGAAUAAAGGUAGAAAAGGGGGAAAACACCUUGUAAACCUGUUCGUUUCCAUCAGCAGCACUUCAGCCUAGAAUCGUUAUUGCAACCAAUUUGGAAGCCGGUUACUCGCGUAGAAAGCGAACACAUUGCCAAUUUGCUCCCGUUUAGAUGAAUUUUAAGCUAGAAAUUCGAGUGCCUGAUAGUUGAAGCAAAACACCCGAACACGACAUGAAACCAAGAUCGUGAUACUACAAUUUGAGAAAUAUGAGUCUGCUAGAAUAAGUAAUAAAUAAUUUUCGAAAAAAAAUAAAGGAAUUCAUUCGUAAAUCUCACCAUGAAGGACCAUACGUCGAUUUCUUUGGAAAACGAAUCAACAAAAUCACCCGAUGAAUCAGAUUCGGUGACGUCGAAUCAAAAAAAUGGUACAGACAGCUCUAGAGUCGAGCAAUGCCCCAUGGGUGAUGAUACAGAAAAAGAUGCCCGAGGCAGUCCUGUAUCGAUUAACGAAGGUACGCUGAAAAUGAGUGAUAAAGUCGAAUUGCUGGCUUCGUCGGAAAAAUCAACGGUACCUGGUAUAGACAACCCUGCUUUCGAAGGUGAUCACCAUUUACAAAACGGUGGCACGCCAGCGCCAGGUACGGAUCACGUAAUGGGCAACGGUCUCCAUUUGAAUCACAAUGGAAAAGAAUACCACAACCAGAAGGACGAUUCGGACUAUAAAACGACCGAAGAGAUGGCCGAAGCGGUCAAUUUAGAAUUAUUAAAUAUGGGCUCGAACGUAACGAAUGGUCUUAAUGGUAUUCCAGUCAAGAGUCCUAAUUCAACUGUGAUAAAUAUGUCUAACCCUUACGACGAAUAUUUCAUACCAGUCAACGAGCAUCGCAAAUAUAUAAGUUAUUCUUUGCGUAGAGGUGAGAAAUUAUACGUCACCAAGACUAAAAGAGAUUUGGAAAAUUCGAAAAAAAAUUGUUGCGUUUGGUUGGUCGGACUUGUUACCGUAUUAGUUGCCAUAUGUUUAGCCAUUUUAAUUGCUAGUAAAUUUUUAGAUCCCAUGUCGGACGAUAAAGACAGAAGAUUUCCAAGUGAAGAUGUACUCGGUGCUGGUGUAAAUUAUCAAGGCGAAAUGCCCUCUUCAACAACCAUGCCGCCUUCUAAAGCUCCUGAUAUUGUACGACCGCAGUCUUUACCCGGACCUGAUGCAAUUUCUCCGGCUCAUCUGAAAGGAGCAGUCGAAGGAGAGUUUACUCUUUCAGAACUGAAAUUCUCGCCUGCCUUUCAUGACCACGAUUCCGAAGAAUUUAAAACACUAGCUGGAGCCAUUGAAAACGAGCUAAAGCACGGUCUUUUCGAUCAGUCAACUUUACAAUAUGGAGCCUCCGAUAUCCACAUCAGAGUGAUUAAUCUAACGCCAGAAAAAGUCGUGCAAUACAGAAUAUCAUGGGUAUUCAAAAGAGGAAUUCAAAAUCCUCCAGAUCCGAUAAACACGAACAGCCUAAAAGAAAGACUUACAGAAUACAUCAGAGUAAAUAACGGUUCAAUUAACGAGUACGAAGUUCCAUUGGAUAAAAUAUAUUCCAAAUACAUGAUCAACGACUGUUCGAUUAACAAUGGAAAUUGUUCUCACAUUUGCCGUUUUGAUUACUCAAAGAUGCUGGAUUUCUUAUGCGAUUGUCCGCCUAAUAUGAAACUAGAUGAGACUCAGUUCAACUGCGAAGAUGACUUGACAAAACCAGAGCCAGAGCCAGAACCUACCACAGCACCUGAACCAGAACCUAGUCCUAGUCCCGAACCACAACCUAGUCCUGAGCCAGAGCCUAGUGCCGAACCAGAACCAACUACUUCACCCGAACCUAAAGCUGAACCAGAACCAACUGCUUCACCAGAACCUAAAGCUGAGCCAGAGCCUAGCGCUGAGCCAGAACCAACCUCCGAGCCAGAACCCAAAACAGUACCAGAACCUACAUCUGAGCCAGAACCAUCUGUAGCAGUAUCUUCAUCUACUCAUGAACCUCUAGCUUCAGCUGAACCAGAACCAAAUUCAAAAACGCAAUCUCCUCUUCAGGUGCAACCAUCGUCUACUUUAGAGCCAACUCCAAAACCAGUACUUAUCUCCCAAGCUGAAUCUAAAGCCGAGCCAGAGCCAGAACCAGAACCUAAAUCUAAACCAGAACCAAAUGCUGAGCCUGAGCCUGAACCCACAUCAGCACCAAACCCUGAACCAUCAUCUCGGGAGCCAAAAUCUGAACUGGAGCCAAAUUCUGAACCGGAACCAAAGUCUGAACCUGAGCCAAAAUCUGAACCGGAGCCAAAAUCUGAACCGGAGCCAAAAUCUGAACCGGAGCCAAAAUCUGAACCUGAGCCAAAAUCUGAACCUGAGUCCAAAUCUGAACCUGAGCCAAAAUCAGAACCAGAGCCAAAAUCUGAACCGGAACCAAAAUCAGAACCAGAGCCAAAAUCUGAACCCGAUUCUAAACCAGAGCCUUUAACUGACCAAGAACCAAAAUCAGAACCCGAACCAUCAUCAUCACAAUCACCUCAACCUGAACCAACGCCCUCACCAACCUCUUUAGACCCUAAACAAGAAACGUCUGCAACUUCUGAACCUGAACUUGGAUCAAAAUCUAAACCAGAGGCCACUGCGGAACCACAAAUUCAACCACAGGCUAUACCAGAAGCAGUGCUCUCAACAGAUUUUGGAAUCACAAUCGCACCAGAAAACCCAGCUCCGGAACCAGAACCAAAUUCUGACAAUCGUGAGAACAAAUCCAUAAAAAAUACUGUUGAGGAACCUAUUCAAACAGCCAUCAACCAAAACAGUAUCGGUUCAACUGACACAAACAUUAGCAUGAGUGAAAAUUUACCUUCAAACACGAUUAAACCAGAAGUUGCUGAUAUGCCCUACUCCACUAUUAUUCCAACCGAGGUACCAGAAUCUUCACAAGAGGUAAAAAAUCCAUCUUCAACUUCAACCACCGAAUAUCCAUACACUUUUCCGAGAUUCCGCGAAUAUGAUUCGUCGUAUUCUGACUCUACAGUCCGUAGCAGCUCCGAAGAGAUAAAUCCCGGCACCAUAGCACCAGAAUUUAUCUUGAAUCAGAUGAACAAAGGUUCUGCUGAAUCUGCUGAUGAAAAUCUAUCUGCAUUAAAUCGAAAUAACGAGGCAACUACAAUUUUGCCGGUAUCGGCACCUGCGGAUGAUUUGAAAGCAAUGGAAAACUCCAAUUCUCCCCUCAAUACCGAAUCAACCACUCCAGUUUCAUUGGUUAACGACAUUAGCACUUCCACCAUCACCCCAGGCAUACCUUUAUCAAAUCAAAAUUCCAUAAAUUUGCCAUCCGGUACCUUUGACGAGGAAGAUUCGCUAAAAAAUACACUCCCUUCCACCUCGACUCUGGUCCCACGAGUAGAUGAACAGGAUGAUGAUAAUGAAUUUGACCCGGAAGAGGAAAGCAAGCAAAAAAGCGGAUCAAACAACGAACUUCUCGACAAUGCUCUCAACUCCGGUAAAAAUUUCUCAGUUCCAAAUACCGAUUUGAAUCCGAAACGUAAUACAUCAAAACGAGAAAGUAGAAAACUUGUUGAAUCUGAUAAUAUGCUUGUAAGCGGCGAGGUCAAACAAAAUUCCAGGGAAAAUUUUGCUAAUAUCAAGCCUGCUGCGUUAAUUGCGCCCAAAAAGCAUCACGAAAAUCGAAAUUUCAAAGAUUUGGUCGGAUUCAUUGAUAGAAAAGUGAGACCACAUUUUUAGUUUAUUUAGAUAGUGUUUCAUUUUUUGUUGUGUUUUUUCUAUUUCUUUCUUACUCCAACGAACAGUGAAUAACUUUUUGUUACCACUGUGAUUAUUCGAGUCACCUAUAUUACUCUUUUUAGUCUUCGUUACUUUGAAUACCGAUUUUAAUAGGUACCUACCUAAUAAAAAUGAUCUUUCGAAUUAUAUGUAUAUUUGUCAAUUAAUUACCUACCCAUGUACUACCAUAAAGUUUUUAAUUUUUUUUUUUUUUUCAUAAUUUACCCAUUACAAAAAUAUAACAUGGGAUAAACUUAUUUCAAGUCUUCACACCUAUUCAUGUUUAAUAUCUUUUCCUUUACCUACCAGUCAUUAAAUUUUCGUGUGUUUUGAUAUUAAUUCUAAUUACUUUUUAAAAAAAAUAGGUAAUUAUUAUACUUAUUGUUUAUGUAUGUAUCUCAAUAGAUACUUAUCUAGAUUAUUUUGUUUGCAUUUUAUUUCUUUUUCAAUUUUCAUUCACCGUGCAUGAUGUAAAAUCGAGCUGUACCUAUUUAUGUUAAGUUGCUUCUACCUUCUAGAACGUUUACUUUAUUAUUAUAAAAUCGUAUGUACAUAGAUGUUUGUAAAUAUUCUCGUUAUUUUAUGUAUUUGUUAUUGUAGCAUAUUUUGUGGCUGUAACUUUAUACGGAGUCUUCAAGCAACAAUGACUGCUGUGAUGCUUGUUCGUAUUUUGUAUGUAAUAUUUUAUGAAUCUAACUUACUAGGUACUUGUAUUUAUCAUUAUUUUGGGCGAGUACUACGUAUUUUUUUAUUACUUACGAUGAAAAAAAUUAGUAACAAAAUUAUGCGAACGAAGCCAAUUUCUAUAAUUUUGAGAAGUCGAUGAAAUUCCAUUCAGCAAGCUUCUGAAUUUUGAAUUCUCUCAUAACUGACCGUACCUAUUGCAUUUCGCAAAAGUAUAUUGAUCAAUAGGUAGCUAGCUACCUAACCCAUUUGUUUUAAGUGCCAUUUCGUUUAUUUCGUCCCUUUUUAUUUUUAUUUUUGUAAAAUAUCUACUGAAUUGUUGAAAUUGUACUACAUUGGUAUAAUUUAUUGUUUCUUUUUAGUACUUAUUACUAAAAUUAUUUAUGUAUUUUAUUUUGUGAAAUAAAUUUUCAAUUUUGAA
Messenger RNA from Planococcus citri (citrus mealybug), 5274 nucleotides. RefSeq names its product cytadherence high molecular weight protein 1-like. The record is from RefSeq and is a predicted model, not a curated record. Bases 720 to 4130 code for a protein of 1136 amino acids. The transcript has 12 exons. NCBI's taxonomy places the organism in Eukaryota, Metazoa, Arthropoda, Insecta, Hemiptera, Pseudococcidae.